Fonsecaea multimorphosa CBS 102226 is the source of this 7956-nucleotide messenger RNA. RefSeq lists its product as uncharacterized. The transcript has 2 exons. Bases 1 to 7956 code for a protein of 2651 amino acids. The record is from RefSeq and is a predicted model, not a curated record. Gene Ontology annotation, cellular component: cell cortex; site of polarized growth. Gene Ontology annotation, biological process: cell morphogenesis. NCBI's taxonomy places the organism in Eukaryota, Fungi, Ascomycota, Eurotiomycetes, Chaetothyriales, Herpotrichiellaceae.
AUGCUAUCAGAUGCUCAGUCCGCUUCCAACGAGCCCUCCGUCUUCCCCCUCGAUGGCCCCGGACCUGAACAGGUUUCCCAACCCUUGCCGAAUGGCCGUCCACAACUCGCUCCCCCGAUCCAUACCAGAGACCCAUCUGUGACGAGAGGCAGGCCUCAACAACCCGCGACGCAGGCAUAUCCUCCCAGUAUCGCGGCUUCAUCGCGUUCAGGCUCGGUGCAGCCCCAACCACAUGGUUCAGAGUCAUCUGUGAGCUCAAGAGGUGGAUCCACAAUCGAUACCGCCCUGCAGAGGCGAACGUCAAACAGUUAUGGCCAUCACCGCCAGACAUCCGUCAUACAUGGCCUGCAGCACUCCAGAAGCCCCAGCUUCAACUCUCCCUCAACCGCAAGCCCCCUAACCCCGGACUCAUUGCUGAGCGCCCCCAGCUAUGGGAGGUAUCCGAAUGCGAACCGACGCGGUCAGUACUCGAGUGCAGAGAACACCUCGGCCCACACCAGUCCAGUUUCCCCGUAUCAAGGGCAUACGCAAGGGCAUUCCAUUGAUUCCCUGAUCGAUGGUGGCUCCUCGGUGCAUGAGUCUGCUCCCUCCCAGCACAGGAGGCGCAAGGAGCAGUCGCGAACAAGACGUGGCCAGCAGGGUCAUGCAUAUCACUCGUCCAGCACCCACCAGCAAUCGGAACCGCGCACUCCGGGUGAAUACGCCCUCUACCAUCUUUUCCAUGCAUUUGUGGUGCGGGCUGACCACAGAAUCAAUCACUGCCUUACCCUUCUGGACAAUGCUGUUGCGCCUGUGGAGCAAGCCUGUGGCCCGGGCGUUGACGUCGGGUUUGAUCAAUUGAUAGCUUCGCUUGGACACAUCUCUCGUCAAGGUCCAAAGCCUCUGGUGGAUUCUUUGAUGCUCUGGCGCAAAGGAAAGGGUGAUGCCGCGGCCAGUUUGAAGAAGCAGGUCUAUCAGCAGAGACUGCAGAUGGGCCUGACCAAUUCGUCUCUUCCUCCUUCACUGCCCAGACGUCAUACAGAACCUCUUCAAGUUUUAGGAGAGAAUGGUCUCCCACAGGCUGGCACCGAACAGAGUGCUUCCACGGAAGAUGAUCUUACGCAGGACUAUCUGCUGGCAGAUCGCCGCGCUACGAUUUCGGUUUAUAUCCUCUGCCGAGUCCUGAUCGCAAUUUUUGAACAGAGCAGCCUGGCUGCGAUAACCCAAGAUCUGGCCAACAAGCUGGUGGACAUCUUAUUCACCCAGAUAAGGGAGGUCGAACCUUCACAGAUUUUGUCUUCGACCAUCCGACUUGCCAAUUGGAAGAUCUAUGGGGAGGUCUUAGGUCACAUGAGUCGCCUCGACUUUGUCAAUGUCACGUUCCGGUUUACCCAGCAACUUGAACAGUGGCAACUGGAUUUCUCAAAAAGCCCGGGGACUGCCACAGCCAGAGACAUCGAAUCUCGUCUGGAAUUACUCCUGCUGGGUAUGCGCCAUCUCCAUAUCUCUGUGGCGAGAGAAGCCGCCCCUAGUGUCGCCGAAUUCUUGAGGACUCUUGCCGCCCUGUUCUCUGAUGCACAUGGACCUCGUGUGAAGCAAGCAUAUUGCCAGCUGUUCGAGCGGAUGCUCACGGCCGUGGCAAGUAAUCCCGAGUAUUUUCAGACCCUGCCGAAAUGGAAAGACUUCAUAGAGAUUGUCAACUCACGCCUAGGAAAUAUGUUGGUCAAGGUUCGUCAUUGGAAUACUGGCUUUCCGGUGUCGAUUCUGCUCAUGUGCGUUUCGCCUAUUGAGGUGUUCUCCACGCAGUGGCUGCCAAUGAUCUCGAACCUGGCCCCAAAACUCAAAGAUCGGUCGACACGAGCUUUGGCUUUGCAAGCAAUCUGCCAGCUGGUCUGGACGUACCUCACACGGGUCACAGAAACCACCCAGGUCAAAUUGCGUCGUUUGGAAGACAUCAUCAAAAUCACAAUUCCGCAAGGGAGAAAGACUCAUGUUGUCUCAGAGCCAUCUACCGCCGCCCCCUUAGUCCAGUUCAUCAGAAUCAUCGGCUUUGCCGCUCAAGACCUCUGCUUCCGUUCAAUUAUCUUUCCCCUUCUCCAUUAUGACAUGUUCCAAACGAGUCGAAGCCUCAAGAUCGAAAACAUGGAGCCAGAACGAAUGGUUAUUGGCAUACGAGCGUUUCUCGCCGUCAUGGCCGAUUUGGAGAAGGAUAGCACAAGCGGCCCUCCAUUCCCUGCCUUCACCGGUCAAUCGCAGAGUGCCGAUGGUCUACCGUCCUCGCCCGGGAGCAGGAGGACUAGCCUGGGGAUUGAUUCACCGCUCCGACCGCGAUUUGAAGAUGAGGAUCCCUCUUCGUUGCCAGUCAAUACGGCCAUCUUGGACGAAAACGCCAAGCAAUACUAUUUGCAGUUCUGUCAGAUCUUGGGCAAGAUCACGAUCCUCUGCGACAACACUUUCGGCGGACAAGCUACGUUGAAUGAGAAGCUGUCCUCAACGAGCGUGACUCCCAAGACUCCUCUCGCUGAUGCCUUCACGUUAACUCGUGGCCAAGAGGGAACGGCUACAGACCAGCGCCAAUUGUACUACGAACUGCUUCAUGUCGCGAUUCAAGCUCUUCCCCGCUGCUUCACCGAUCAUAUUCCUUUAAGCCCUCUGAUCAACCUUCUGUGCACGGGCUCUGCUCAUGUACAAGCCAACAUAGCAGCAUCUGCCACACAAUCUCUGAAAGCAAUUGCAAAGCAGGGUCACGCUCAAGCUGUAGCAAUCGCCUUUCCACGUUUCAUUUUCCACUAUGACUCCCAGUAUUCUACAAUGUCCGACGAGGGACGUCUUGGGCCGGCGCAUAUUGAGGCGACGUUGACGCUUUAUCUUGAAUUGCUACAAAUCUGGACAGAGCAGCUCAAGCAAAAGGCAAUGGCAAGCUCUUCAGAAACAAGAGAUCGUUCAAUCCCAGGGUCCCACCGAGCCUUGCAAAUGGAACUCACAAAUGUCAUCCCGCAUGUGGAUGAAAUCGAAGCCUAUGGAUUGUUCUUCCUUUGUUCGCAGUCUCGGCGUGUGAGAGCAUUCGCUAUCAAGGUUCUCCGUCUUGUCAUCCAAUUUGAUUCGGUCCUCGGUCAAGAAGUACCGUCUAGAAUCAUAAAACUUCUUGAAGGCCAGUCAUCAACAAUUCUGGACCUACAAGAAGAUGCGCUCAACGUCGCAGAACGCAGCCGACUGCAAAAGGACAAGCGUACUGGACCUGGCCAAAGCACGCUGAUUGAGAUUUGCAGCUCUGAAGUGUCAUAUGAUUCAACCCUCUGGUUCAAGGCGUUUCCCAACCUGAUCCGCGUUGUUUUUGAUGCAUGCCCAAAUGCCAUCGCCCUAUGCCGUGGGACAGUCACGGACAGAUUGAUGAUGAUGCAGAAUGAUAUUGAGGCCUUUUCAGAGACGACUGGUGCAAAUGCGGCUGUACUCGAGUAUCGCAUGCAAGGACGAAGCUCGGCAACGUCUGCUGAAGUACUCUUCGAGCAGUGGAAGUUAUAUUUGAUCAUGGCCUGCGUCACUCUAAGCUCUCCCGGGGGCCAGUCUCGGAGCCAGCUUGCCGAUGCUGCUGCACACUCGAGGAAAACUUCCAAGAGUACCGCAACAGCACAGGACAAGAUGAGUUCUGCUCGGGCGUUGUUCUCUGCCAUCAUUCCAAUGCUUGGUGCUGCCCCCGACGCUAUUCGCGAUGCGGUGGUCUCUGCUCUUGGCUCCAUCAACCGCAAACUUUGCCGUACACUUCUCGAAUCGCUGCAGUAUGCCGUGAUCAAGUGCAACGAUGAGGCGAAGGCGAGAAUCAAUCAUCAGAGAACUCCAAGUAGCCCACAGCGAUCUCAGCAGACUGAACGACUGCGGACCGAGGUUACACAUGUAUACAAGCUCACAGCGGCCUUUUUACGACAUGAGGACAUCUACGAAGACGACUGGAUCCUGCAUAACCUUGUCAAUUACACGAGGGAUCUGCGCAUCUUUCUGAGCGAUACUGAUGUACAGAAUGAUUGGCGAUUCCAAAAAUUGCGAUACCAUUUCUGCGGUUUGGUGGAGGAGGUCUUCGAAGGCGUGAACAGAUCAAAGGCGCCAUCCCGCUGGAUGCCUUUCGAGUCGAGGAAGUCGGCAUUUGCCUUGAUGGAAGACUGGUGCGGCUACUCUGCAGAGCGGAAUUUGAUGGAUCCUAGUCAAGGCCAUACCCGCGAUUUGCAUGAUCGGAUGAACGCAAGUGCUGCCCUUGAGAAAGAGAAGAACAACUUGAGAGUAGCCGCUCUCAGCGCAAUGGCGACCUUGUGCGCUGGCCCGAUCAGCAUCAAAACUGACAGCAAUGCGAUCCUGUCAUUCAAUCUCCAACGAAUGCUGUCAUGGAUUGAUACUAUCUUCGCAACCAGCAACCAUAAGAUGCAUACCAUAGGGCGACGAGCACUUAAACUCCUCCUCAUGCACAAUCCAGAACAUCUUGUGCUUGCAGAACAUGCUAUCGAACAAUGCUACAGGACCGAGUCUUCAAUGGCGUUGGAAAGCUAUUUCAGUGUGGUUUCUGAGGUUCUCAUUCAACAGCCGGAGUAUCCUUUGGCCUUUUGGAAAAUUCUCAGCAUCAUUGUGUUCACUUUGGGAAAUGAAAAUCGUGAAAUCAGAAUGCAGUCGGCGCAUCUGAUCCGCACUCUAGAUGAGCGCCAACACAAGAGCACCAACCUUCAAGAGUUUGACAUCAGCAUUUCCGACAAGACGCGUGCUGUGUACAAACUGGCUCAAUUCGAAUACUCCAAAAGACUCGCCAAGGCCAACUCAGAUAUCGCAUUCAUGAUCUUCUCCGAGUUUUCGCUCCAUUACAAAUCUGCGCGGAACGAUCAUCAGCGUAAUAUGGUAGUCGCCAUCUUACCGUGGUUGCAAACACUCGAGCUUCAGGUCGACCCGGAGACGGGAACUCCCACUGCCGCCUCGUAUAUGCUUCUGGCAAACAUGUUCGAGAUAACGAUUUGCUCGAGCAGCGCGAUGCACAACGAAGUGCAAGCCUUGUGGCAGGCUCUGUCAACCGGACCUCACGCGGGAAAUGUGCAAUUGAUCCUUGACUUUAUUAUUUACCUUUCGCUCGAUCGCCGCGAUCAGAACUUUGUCGAAUACGCCAAGCAAAUUGUCGUAUACCUGUCUUCCACUCCUGCCGGUUCACGAGUGCUGGAAUUUUUCAUGUUGCAACUGACUCCGAAGAACAUGGUCAAUGACACAAAGCAUGCUGAUGUAGUGAUGCCUGAUACGAGGAACCUUCCCUAUGUUGCUGAUCUGACUUCUCUAUUGCCCAUGGGCAACAAACAGGUUGGUCUUUCUUUGGGUCAAGUCUCCGUGAUUUUCCUAGUCGACCUCAUGGUCACUCCGGUAACUUUGGCCAAAGAUGAGGCGAUCAAGCUCAUUCACACAGUCCUUAUCCUUUGGGACCACUACACAACGUCAGUUCAGGAACAGGCGAGAGAGAUGCUGGUCCACCUUGUUCACGAGUUGGUUACCACAAAGAUUGACUCGCAGAUCCUUAUUUCUGCCAAGUCCAGCAUUGAAAGUCUUGUUGCGGCCAUUCGAAGCAACAGUUCUCGGAUAAGCUGGUCUUACGAGAGCAACACGAGAAAAGACGAAGAUGAUGGCGCUAGCAGAGUCCCGCAGGCAAUGGGGGUCCUCACCUCAGAAGUUGUCAACAUCUUCAACCUCGCGUUUGACAACUUCAGCGACAGCUGGGCCAAAGAAGCGUUGCACUGGGCCUCUAUCUGUCCAGUCCGGCAUUUGGCAUGUCGGUCAUUUCAAGUAUUUCGCUGCAUCUCUGUCAGCCUCGAUGCUAGGAUGCUUGCCGAUAUGCUUGCUCGACUUUCUAACACAAUUGCCGACGAGCAGACGGACUAUCAAACUUUUUCGAUGGAGAUCCUGACGACACUUAAAGUCAUCAUCGGAGCUCUGGAGCCCAAGAAUCUCCUGCGAUAUCCGCAGCUCUUCUGGACGACAUGCGCUUGUCUCAAUACCAUUCAUGAGCGAGAAUUCUAUGAGACCUUGGGAAUGCUCGAGAAAUUCCUCGACAAAUUGGAUUUGUCCGCUCCGGAUGUCACGGAGGCUAUAAUGAAGGGUCUGCCCGGAAAGUGGGAUGGUGGUUUUGAGGGACUGCAAUCACUCCUCUACAAAGGGCUGAAGUCUGCCGACAGCUUAGACAAGACUCUUUUCAUUCUUCACAAGCUCGCAGAGCUGCCAGACUGCCAACUAGUCGGAAACGACAAUCGUCUUCUCUACUGUGUCCUGGCAAACCUGCCACGAUGGCUUCGAAACUUUGACCUGGACGAUACCGAGCCUAUGGCGAUAGCUUCUGCACAAAGACUAGCAAAAGUGGCAAGUGCCGCCGGCCAUGAUCUUCUCUCGGCCUGUCUUGGACGCUUCGCCAACAACGAAAUGACAUCAAGUCAGGAGAUGCUCAGCACAACCAUUCAAGCCAUGAAGGCAGCGUACUUCCCUGCAUGUGAUGCCCGAACCUUGAUCUUCAUGAUCGGACUGUUAACCAACAAGACACCAUGGUUCCGAGUCAAGCUGAUGGACAUUCUGUGCGAACUGAUCCCGAUUGUGAACAUGAAAAGUCAUGCCAUCACAACGCAUGGGCCGGAUCUUAUCUCUCCGUUACUGAGGCUAUUGCAGACUGAGCAUUGCACUCAGGCUCUGGAGGUGAUGGAUUAUAUCAUGGAAGUUGCAGCUACGCCCAUGGAAAAGCAUCACAUGCGUAUGAGCAUGGCUUCUGGUUCAGCAAAGGCUAUCAGAAAAGAGUAUGAACGGACACAGAGCCUUUACGGGAUCCCUCACUCAUCCGGCUGGUCUAUCCCGACGCCUGCGAUAUAUUCUAGCUUGACUAGGCACAAUGUCCAUGCCGUCUUCUAUACAUGUGGAGACUCGGAGUUCUCGAACGAUCAAGACACCACCACUCCAGACGUUGAGUUCCAAGGUGACGAUGGCUACACGGAUUCAUACUUCCCGCCUCAGAGUCGUGCCGAAACCAUCCGGUCACUGGAAGUCGCGGCAGAUGCCAAUGUGAGUGACCUGGUCAACACACUUGACAGCCUCGAUGAUUUCUUUGACGACGUCGAUGGUGACGACGUUCUGACUCCAACCGGAGCCAGUCAGCUUGGAGUCUCCGCAAUCACCAUUCCCACUCUUACUGAACAGAGCACGGCAUUGUACGACGAGCAGACAGCUCCGAUUCUUCGUCAGAGUCUGGCGCGGACUGCGUCGACAACGACGGUACAGGAUGGAUUUACCGAAGCCGGGCCCCUUCCUGGCAUCAACCAUCGAACUCAGCCCAGUCUCUCUUCUCCCCACUCUAAUGCAGCUACACAAUCAUCCUUCUCCUCGAUCGACGAGUUGGGAGGCCCAGGCCCUUCAUUACCUAGUUCAACAAAGAAGCCAAUACUCCAGAGCGUAAUCAACCCAGUCAACUACACUCGACCUGGGCUUCACGCCAGAUCAAUCACCUCUCCAGCCAACCAAUUUCCGGUGUCGCAACCAACUUCAAGUGGAAUGGCUCCCAUGACUGAAGGUGCUUCACUCAGGUCUCAGGAUGAUUAUGCUGAUCAGUAUGAUGAGGCUAUUCUGUCGGAUGGAGAGAACAGCCCUUUUCCCUCGCUGAGCAUGACAAUAUCGAACCAGACCAAAUCUUUGUCAGGGCCAGGGCCGUCCGAAUUUCAGACAACCCCCGUUUCUGCAACCGAGAGUGGAGGCGCGUUCAGCCUGCAAGGAAUGCGACGAGGCAUGCGACGUCUCACAGGCGGUAAGAGUGAAAGCCAAAAAGAGAAGGAGAAGAUCAAAGAUUUGGCACGCUUACGCGCGCAAUCUGGGGGCCAGGGUCAAGUGACUGCGGCGUUGCAGAGUCCCAGGGUUCCAAGAGUCCCUCCGGAGUAUCUCAACGCUCCCAAUACGAGCGGAGUCAGCCCAACCUCGAGCCCUGGAAUUUGA